AGCCGGGAAACGCACAGAGCAUAAAGAGUUUUUUUAAACCCUCACCCUCGCAAAGCUGCCAUGAACUAUUGCUGAAUAGCCUCCUUGCGCUCCGUGUCUUGGAGUAAGGAAAGGGAACUUCCUCUUUAAAGCUACGUAUUCGAAGCUCAGUAAUGAGGAUUUCUAACUGGGCGGAGUUUGCGUUUGAGCAAGCUAGAUAAAGGCUUGCAGGACUUGCAGAGGUCUCAGACCGCAAGCAGCAUCAACGAGACUUCAAGCAGCAUGAACUGCAGCGUACCCAGCAGAGUCCUGCUCAGCUACCGAAUGGAUGGACAGCAGGACAGGUUGUGCCUUCAGUUCCUUUGGGACUUUGUUACAGCAAAGGAGCCAUUGAUUAAGUCACCUUAUUUUCCAGUGCUGUUUUCUUUUAUAGCAUACAUGGCUUUCUGUCUUCCUUACGUUGCACUGGACUUUUUAAGCACCAGACUACCAAACUUGAGAAAAUACAAAAUCCAGCCACAGAGCUAUCCAACUCUCGGAAUGAUGGUGCCUUGCGUUAUUCAAAGUGUCUAUCAUCAUGUUGUUUUCAUUUUUCCAGUGACAUUUUUCCACUGGUACUGGAGACCAGUGAACCUGCCUGUGAUGGCUCCAGAGCUGCCUGAGGUCCUGCUGGAAGUGGUAGUUUGCCUGCUUCUGUUUGAUUUUGAGUAUUUCCUUUGGCAUUUGCUUCAUCACAGGGUGCCUUGGCUCUAUAAGACCUUUCACAAGGUGCAUCACAAGCAUGUAUCAACAUUUGCUCUUACUACACAGUACUCCAGUGUAUGGGAAUUGCUUUCACUGGGAUUUUUUGCUGCCAUCAAUCCAGUGCUCCUCAGAUGUCAUCCUUUGACAGAAAUGAUUUUCUUCCUUGUAAACAUUUGGUUGUCAGUGGAGGACCAUUCAGGAUAUGACCUUCCAUGGUCAACUCACCGACUUGUGCCUUUUGGUUUGUAUGGAGGAGCUCCACAUCAUGAUCUCCAUCAUCUGAAAUUCAAAUCAAACUAUGCUCCUUACUUCACCCACUGGGACAGACUCUUUGGGACAUUCACAGAGUCACAUUCUCAUUAAGGAUAUUUGCCUGUGGAUGAACUCAUUUUUUUGAUAAACUAAACUAGGAUGUUACUUUUUCAGAGACAUACGUAAGAUUGUGUAUUUGAAGCUACCUAUGAAAGCCAUGGCUAUUUAUAACAAAACCUGUUAAUGUAUGUGUGUCUAUAUGUAUACUUGGAUCUGCAUAUGUUGCAUGACUGCAAAUGGGACAGUAAAUACCUGUUGCUUAAAUUUGUUUGAGUCAAAGGUAUAAGGGAAGCAUUAAGAGAUAUUCUCUCUUCUUUCCUUCUUUUCAGCUUUCAUAAAGCAUAUAUUGUAUUACUGUAUGAUGUUCUAUACGUGCACAGGAAAAAUUAUUUUACAGGAAAAAUUAUCUUAUUGUUGUAGGAUGAUUUGUGAUGUAACCAGAACAGGUACACGUCAUGGAUUUUGUGCAGUUUAAUCUGCCAGAGCGUAUUAUUGCACACUGAUGUUAAAAAAAUGCUCCAAAGCUAGUUAGUUGACAGUGCAAUAAUUUUGAUAUUUAUAUUUUAAAUCUUGAUGUAUUAUUUUAAUAGGAAAUAAAUGUGGUCACUGCUUUAAACUUA
Molecule: messenger RNA, 1655 nt
Organism: Rhea pennata
Lineage: Eukaryota; Metazoa; Chordata; Aves; Rheiformes; Rheidae
Gene: CH25H
Product: cholesterol 25-hydroxylase
Exons: 2
Coding region: 262-1086 (274 amino acids)
Biological process (GO): sterol biosynthetic process; cholesterol metabolic process
Cellular component (GO): endoplasmic reticulum membrane
Molecular function (GO): iron ion binding; C-4 methylsterol oxidase activity; steroid hydroxylase activity
Source: RefSeq, a predicted model, not a curated record